AUGUGCAAGGCCGCGGUCAAAGAUGUCAGAAGCAUGAGUGGUUGUGUUCUUCUACUCACUACUUGGGCAUUCACGCGUAUAUCCUUGUUUGCUCCUAUUAGUACAUUGCAGGCAUCAUUUCCAUACACUCAAAGAUGGACCCAAAGACGCAUGAAUUACGACGCUAAUCCUCGUUUCCAUCUACAAGGGUAUCGAAACGCAUUGGACCACAUGCAAGAAAAAGACUUUAUAUGGAGGCCGUACAUUUAG
Messenger RNA from Lathyrus sativus (Indian pea), 249 nucleotides. The record is from the annotation of a GenBank genome assembly. NCBI's taxonomy places the organism in Eukaryota, Viridiplantae, Streptophyta, Magnoliopsida, Fabales, Fabaceae.